Molecule: messenger RNA, 1710 nt
Organism: Drepanopeziza brunnea f. sp. 'multigermtubi' MB_m1
Lineage: Eukaryota; Fungi; Ascomycota; Leotiomycetes; Helotiales; Drepanopezizaceae
Biological process (GO): GABA catabolic process
Cellular component (GO): cytoplasm
Molecular function (GO): succinate-semialdehyde dehydrogenase (NAD+) activity
Source: RefSeq, a predicted model, not a curated record
AUGAGCACCGCCCGCUUCUGCGGAACCACGACACGAGCGACACGGACCAUUCUACGAUCGCCGCCGCUUCUGAAGUAUAGUAGCCGAAGCAGCUGUUUACCGAAGCUCUGUACCGAUACAACGGGCUUAAGUGGGCGUGGAUCUGGUUUGGGAUUGAAGCAGAAGAAGAAGGGUGUUGAAAUUGGGAUAGGGAGAGGAUUCGCUACGAUGCCGAUGCAGCAUAGUGUGCCGGCGCUGAGCGACCCGUCACUGUUGAAGACGGGCGUCGCGUAUGUGGAUGGCGAGUGGGUGGGUGCAAAGUCUGGGAAGACCUUUGAGGUUUUUGACCCCUCCUCGGCAAAGCUCAUCGGCGUCGCGCCGGAGUUCGAGGUCGAGGACACGCAGAAGGCGAUUGAUGCCGCGGCUAGGGCUUUCCCGGCUUUCAAGCUUAUGACAGGGCGGGAGAGGUCAAAGAUGUUGCGGAAGUGGUACGACCUGAUGGUCGAGAACUCGGAAGAUAUCGCGAAGCUCAUAACGUGGGAAAAUGGCAAGCCUUUUGCCGAUGCCAAGGGCGAGGCUGCGUAUGCAGCGAGCUUUUUCGAGUGGUUUAGCGAGGAGGCGCCGAGAGUGUAUGGGGAUACUAUUCCGGCGUCGGUUGUCGGCAACAGAGUGGUGACGAUCAAGGAGCCCGUUGGGGUUUGUGGUUUGAUUACACCAUGGAACUUUCCGGCGGCAAUGAUUACGAGGAAGAUUGGCCCUGCUCUUGCCGCUGGCUGCACAGUGGUCGCUAAGUCUCCUGGCGAGACACCUUUCACUGCCCUCGCUCUAGCCGAGCUUGCUCACAGAGCUGGUAUUCCCAAAGGAGUCGUCAAUGUCAUAAGCGCUCUCGAGAACACCCCAGCAGUUGGGAAGCUCCUCACCACUUCGCCAAUCGUUAAGAAAGUCUCGUUCACUGGAUCGACUGGCGUCGGCAAGCUAUUGAUGAAGCAAUCUUCCUCCACCCUCAAGAAGUUAUCCUUUGAGCUGGGUGGAAACGCUCCAUUUAUUGUCUUCGACGACGCAGAUCUCGACGCUGCAGUUGCAGGAGCAAUUACCAGCAAAUUCCGCUCUUCAGGCCAAACAUGUGUCUGCGCAAACCGAAUCUUCGUGCAAUCCAAAAUCUACGACUCGUUCGCCCAAGCAUUCGCUGCCAAGGUCAAGGAGUUCAAGGUUGGCGGCGGAUACACCGAGGGCGUCACUCACGGUCCCUUGAUCCAUGACAGAGCGAUCAGCAAGGUUGAUGCUCAUGUCAGGGACGCUGAGAAGAAGGGUGGAAAGGUCGUCCAAGGUGGGCAGAAGAUGCCUGAACUGGGAUCGAACUUCUUCCAGCCUACGAUCAUCACUGGCAUGACGACCGAUAUGGCUCUCGCUACAGAGGAAACGUUCGGUCCCGUCGCUGGACUCUUCAAGUUCGAGACUGAAGAGGAGGUUGUCAAGAUUGCUAACUCGUCCGAAGUCGGACUAGCGGGAUACUUCUUCUCGAAGGAUAUCCACCGCGUGGCGCGCAUUGCUGAGGCGUUGGAAGUCGGCAUGGUGGGUGUGAACACCGGCUUAAUCAGUGAUCCUGCGGCACCAUUUGGCGGUGUUAAAGAGAGUGGCUUUGGCAGGGAGGGGAGCAAGUAUGGAAUUGGGGAGUACCAGGUUACGAAGAUGAUCACGUAUGGUGGGAUGGGGACACCGCUGCAGAAGUAG